AUGACGGUGAUGGUGAUGGGGACGGUGAUGAGGACGGCAAGCCUGAGCGUCGUGGCUCGUCGUGGCUCCGGCGGCGGUUCACUAGGAAUUCGAGUGACGUGUCUGAUUCUGCUCCGACGCAGGUGGCGCAGACGACGUAGAGCGAUGGCGAUGCUGGACGAAAUAGAAAGAGUGGUACAGAGUGACGAAUUGGGUGGUAUGUCUGAGGGUAUCAAAUGA
Molecule: messenger RNA, 219 nt
Organism: Serpula lacrymans var. lacrymans S7.9
Lineage: Eukaryota; Fungi; Basidiomycota; Agaricomycetes; Boletales; Serpulaceae
Exons: 1
Coding region: 1-219 (72 amino acids)
Source: RefSeq, a predicted model, not a curated record